AUGUUUGUGCAAUAUGUUCUCAUCUUCAUUGGCGAACAGGCGGAGAUUGUCGCAGAAAAGCAGCUUGAGGGUCGAUCUCUGGAAACCACAGACGAAGUGGGGAAUGAGUUCAAGGACGCUCCUCUGGUGCUCAAAGAACAUUUUGCAGCUGAGCUUUGGCCAGAGAUCCAGGGGACUGUCACUACAAAGUUUGCUACCAAGGAGCUGUUGUGUCUCGCAGAUCUUUACCAGGGUAUCAUCGCCAGCCGGCGAGCACGCAACAUUAUUGCAGAUCGCAGGCGUAUCAAAAACGCACAACAAAACCACAGAACACAUUGCGCGCUUAACUGCGGUAAAGAGAAACGAGCGGAUAAAGUUCUAGCCAACUUUGAGGCUUGA
Parastagonospora nodorum SN15 is the source of this 378-nucleotide messenger RNA. RefSeq lists its product as hypothetical. The transcript is spliced from 2 exons. Lineage: Eukaryota; Fungi; Ascomycota; Dothideomycetes; Pleosporales; Phaeosphaeriaceae. Bases 1 to 378 code for a protein of 125 amino acids. The record is from RefSeq and is a predicted model, not a curated record.